GAUCAUAAAUGAGCGGUUACGGCCGUAUAUUUCCGAAAAAUUGCUGUUUAAGAGACGUGCUCGCCGCUGUGGCUGUACCAGGAAGUGAGGUUUUACCAAGUGACCCAUCAUCCAAAUGAAAGAUGACGGCGACGUUAGCCAGCUAGCUAAUGUUGUUUUACGAGUCAGUAUUAUGGGAAUGACACUUGUUUUUUUUAACCUUAGCUGUGCGCGUUUCACAUCGAAAAUGUCAGUCUCGCGAAAUUCGUUAUGGCGUAGAGUGCUCUGUUCGGCGUUGGUUUGUUUCUUACAGUCGGAGUUCGGUGAAAUUUUUGCAUGGCUGUGGGACAUGGAUAGUCUGUGCAGCCACAGCUCGUACCUGCUGCAGCAGCUCCAGGAGCAGAGGAUUCAGGGGCUGCUGUGCGACUGCAUGCUGGUAGUCAAAGGGGUUUGCUUCAAAGCUCACAAAAACGUCCUGGCUGCUUUCAGCUCAUAUUUCAGGUCUUUAUUCCAAAAUUCUCCUAGUCAGAAGAAUGAUGUGUUUAACUUGGUUAUCCAGGAUGUCAGUGGAAUUGGACAGAUUUUGGACUAUAUGUACACCUCUCAUCUUGAUAUCAAUCAAGAUAACGUACAAGCACUCCUGGACAUUGCCCAGUGUUUGCAGGUCCCAAAUGUCCAGAAUAUGUGUAAUGCUUUCCUCAAGCCUUGUCCUCCACCGGUGGAAAUCCCAUCAUUCACUCUUCCUGGCAUGUUGACCUCAGAGCACGAUUGCCUCUUGGGAAGCAGUCUUCCUCACGAUGUUGACCUCCACUGUCCUUCUGAAGCCCAGAGGCCUGGUUUCAACAGUGACAUGGACCACAACAAAAGGCUACCAAUUUCCAUGCCCUCUCGGGCCUCCAACUGUGAGACAGUUAGCGGUACCCAUGCGCCUGUGGAAAAACAGCUAGUCCAUGGCUACAAGCUCCGUAACUUCUACAGCAAGCAGUACUUCAAGCAAAGUGCAAUUCAGACUAAUAAUGCAGCCUCAAAUCAAGGCUCAGGUCCAUCGGUAGGCGUGGAGGAGCAGCAGUGUCAGCUCGGUGUCAACCAGGAAGGCAACCACUCUUCCGUAUGCUCAGGAAAUGCAGUUCAGCCAUCCACUCCCUGCACAUCUAUGGCAAUUGAAAAGAACAGUCUCUCCUCUUUAACACCUUCUGAAAAUUUAAACACUCUCAUUUCUGACUCUGCAGACUCCACAGUCAACAAGCCAGUACGCCCAAAGAAGACUGUUUACCUGAAAAAAUAUAACUACCUACGAUCUCAGAAGGCUUUGGAGGAGAUGUGCAUGGAAGCAGUUGCUGAACCAGUCCUUAGCUGUCCCAAGGAGAGCCAACAAGUAGAGUCUGUGAUCCUCAGUAAAGCUCCAGAAGCUCCUGUUGAAGCCCUUGUUGUAAGCAAGGAGGCAGUUUCUGACAUGGUACCAGAUACACAAGUUCUCGAUUCAUCACCUGUAAAUCAAACUCCACAGACUGUAUCGGAGCCCCUGCAGCAGAUAGGACACAAGCAGUAUUGUUGUGAGGUGUGCGGAAAAAUCUUCAAACACCCAAGCAAUUUGGAACUUCAUAAGCGUUCGCAUACUGGUGAGAAGCCCUUUCAGUGCAAUGUUUGUGGGAAGAACUUCUCGCAGGCUGGAAAUCUGCAAACACAUUUGCGACGACAUUCUGGAGAGAAACCAUACAUUUGUGAAUUGUGUGGUAAAAGCUUUACUGCAUCAGGCGAUGUCCAGCGUCAUAAAGUAGUCCAUACAGGAGAGAAGCCUCAUCUAUGUGAUAUUUGUGGCAAAGGAUUUAACAAUUUGAGUAAUCUCAAGGAGCACAAGAGGACUCACACCACAGACAAGAUGUUCACCUGUGAUCAAUGUGGAAAGUCCUUCAACACACACAGAAAGCUCCUGAAGCACAAGGCCCGCCACACUGGAGAAAAACCACACAGUUGUGACACCUGUGGGAAGUGCUUUAUUGGCUCAGGAGACCUGCAGCGUCACAUACGUUCACACACCGGGGAGAAACCCUACGUGUGUAAUGCCUGUGGGAAGAGCUUCACGCGCUCGGCCAUGUUGAGGAGCCAUAGAAAUGUGAACUGCAAGGGUGCACCAAGCGACACUCCAGUCAUACAUGAAGCUAAUCACUGGCGAAGUUCAGGUCGAACUACCUCACACAGCAAACUUCUGCCGCCUCCGUGAGCAGCCUUUCCCCAGUAUGAUGCCUCACACAACGCUAGAGAAGCCGCAACCUCCUCCUCCUUCACCACCUCAACCAGCAGCACAUACAGACCCCCCGUCUCACAGCAUGCACCUCAGUCCAACAUCUACACCCACCUCCGUGCCAGAACUGCGCUCCCUUGUGCCCCAUCACCUCCUGUCUUCCAGCCAACAGGAAAGGAGUGCAGACCACACCAAGCUGUCUAGAUCCUACCCGUCUCAGGAGAUUGUUUAUGGUCCCUAUGUGGAGAGUGGGCCUAUGCCAGUGGAGAUUGACAGAGGUCUGGUAGGGAGAUCCUACCUGCCUCCAGCGGACAAUCACUGCAGUCCAGCAUCCACUCGCCCCAGCAGUGGCUCCUACAGGCCCAGUGAUGGCCAGUUUAUCUCCAGUGUAACUCUGUGGGGCUUGGCAAUGAAAACUCUGCAGAAUGACAAUGACCUGGAGCAAUAACAUGGCGCACAGCAUUGACUGUACCUUUUAAUGAAGCACACAUGAAGUGGUAAUAAUAUCAGUCGUUAACAACGAGCAAAAUUGUAUUUACUGAUUUCAUGUUAUUGGUCAACAUGGUAGAAAACUUUAUUUGAUGUUUAAGUACACUAUGCUGAUCUGAUUUUCAGGUUUUCAUUUCAGUCCACCAUCACAGCUUAUGAUUUUACUGAUGAAUUCCUUUGCUUAUGUUAAAGGAGUGCUAAUGAGUGGAACCAUCUUGUGGAGGGUGGUUGGAAAGAAGACCAGCAGACUGUUGUCAUGUCAUUGCCCUACAGAUGCAUGUGCAGCCUCAGUAUUUUUACUCUGAGUCACAGUUCGGUUUUCAGCUAUUAAUGAUCCUACACUGUAAACCUGAACAAGUUGACCACACUCAAAAAAGAAAGAGUAAAGAAAAGUUUUUAAGUAUUCUGGAGCAGCGUUUCAGGUUAUCAUCACUAAUUUGUAGACCCAACAAAAUUUUGGUGCCAUCCCCAGCCACACAUUGUCGAUUGUUUCAUUCCUGUUUUAGUUUACUGUUCUGUUGGGUAUUUCUUCUAGAAUAUGCCCAAGUAGUGUGCAUCAUGUUUCUCCAAGCAGCUGCACCCGCAUGUCCUGUGUCCUGUAUCGACUAACUGUCCACAAACCUAACUGUUAAAACCACCCAGCAGCUGGUAGUAUGUCUAUGGAACAUCAGCAAAAUUAUGUUGUAUUUUUCAUGGAUCUGGUGCAUCAAAGUUCAGAUACAAUGGGGUUUGUCCUCAUUAUGUUCUUUCAUUGUAGUGAGUUACUAGAAGUGAGUAUUUAUUAUCUACAUACCUUUUGUGGGAUGGACUAAC
Molecule: messenger RNA, 3523 nt
Organism: Thalassophryne amazonica
Lineage: Eukaryota; Metazoa; Chordata; Actinopteri; Batrachoidiformes; Batrachoididae
Gene: zbtb49
Product: zinc finger and BTB domain containing 49
Exons: 8
Coding region: 116-2200 (694 amino acids)
Biological process (GO): regulation of transcription by RNA polymerase II
Cellular component (GO): nucleus
Molecular function (GO): RNA polymerase II cis-regulatory region sequence-specific DNA binding; DNA-binding transcription factor activity, RNA polymerase II-specific; protein binding
Source: RefSeq, a predicted model, not a curated record